AGAACCAGACCUCUGUUGAAAGUGGGUGGUGCAACCGCCGGCAAUGCGGGUCGUUUGGUGGUGCAAUACAUCGUUGUCUUGGUUUUGUUUUUUACCAAAUUGCAAGUCAGCAAUAAAGAGAAUUCAUGAGACAGAAGAUUCCAGAAGUGAUGAGGCUGAGAAUGAGAUGAUGACAGUGUUUGCAAUUUGUCGGGUAAAUGUGCUCCUGAAGUACAAGUUGGAAGGUAGAAUUGUCGAAGUUCCACCAUGAAGACGGAACUCCGUCAGCGUUUAGACAAUCCCCUUCUUGCGUCGAGUCUCACUGGAAAGGGAGGUCCUGGCGCAGGCAUCGGAAAAAGCUCUUCUCUUUUGCUCAGCAACCCCCUUCUGCAGACAAGCAAGACCAAGGAUGCACCGACCACGGGGACCAGGGACAAGAAUGUUCUGGGUUCCCAUGCAGCAUCCAAGCCGGUGUCUGUCAGUAUGAAGCAGGAGAGCCUAAGCCUUCGGCACAACCGUCUCCUGCUUGGCUCUAAUCUGACCCCCUUGACGUCAUCCUCUUCACUGAGUAGCACAUCGUCGAAGCUAGGAAGCCUGUUUGGCAAACCACCAACAUCGGCAGUCUCCAGCAAGUCGACACUUCUCUCAGCGAAGAGUCCACGUCUGCCAACAAGCAGUACCCUGACCAAAGAAGUAUCUUCCAGAGCUCAGGCCAGGCUAGUAAAACAUCGCCCUGUUCAUCGCCAGAUACCGUCACAGCAUCCACGUCCAGCCCAGCAUAAGAAAGUUGCAGAGAGCAGCGUACAUCUAGCCGAGCUAGCCGCAGACUUUGAGAUUCCUGAGUACAACUUUCACGGUGAUUUCGGGGAUGCGGAGGACCAAUUCUGGGACUUGGAUGACGAGACGUGCUUUGAGGCUGUUGAUCCGGAGGUCUUGUCACUUAUGAUCUCAUCUGAAGAUGCCAAGUCUAAAAAGACAUCCUUGAUCAAUCUCGUCAGUUCUUCCCUGGUCAACAAUCCCAGCUUCAAAAAGCCAAAGGAUGAAACCAGAAUAGCUCUCGUGAAGAAUGCAGACUCAGUCAUCCAAAUAGACCCUGAGUUUUUGCUGAAGGUUGCGUUGUACACCAGGAAGGAUCUGAACAUUCGUAGCACGGCCAACUUCCUGUUGGCAUUGGCUUCUAACCGUCGGGAAUGCCGACCCUACCUGAAGAAGUACUACAAGCUGUCCAUAGCCCUGCCAUCAGAUUGGGCCCAUGUCGCCGAUCUGUACCUUUCAUUUCAAGAUAAGGAACUGAGCUACAGAUCACUACCGUCUGCUCUGAGGAAGGUCAUGGUGGCAAAGUUCCCGGACUUCGAUACUUAUCAACUGGGCAAAUACAACAAGACCAAGAAGCCCAAGAAGAAGAAGAUCGACCGUAAGAAAAAGAAGAGCCAAAGCAAGGAGGAGGAUCACCAAGACGACAAGGACGAGGACGACAGCGAGGGUGAUGACGAUGAACAUUAUAAGAUGGCAUGUCAUCUUCCUCUUCAUCAUGAACAUGAUGAAGAGGAAGAUGACGCGGAGAAGAUAGAACCAGAGCCAGUGGAGGAGGACCACUAUCAGGACGAGCAUGGAUUCUGCGACAGUUACACCCUCAAGCAGCUUAUCAGGAAACUCCACGUUAUGGAGCCUGUGGAGAGCGUCAUGUGCCUUGUUGGCAAGAAGUACCCUGACAGUCUGGAGGCUUUCUACAAGACUCGCCUACCGGGGACCUGGGACCCAGACCGUGCAGGCAAGCGCAUGAAACUGCCUACCCCAGAGACUUGGGAGACCCAAGUGUCACUGAAGGGAAACAAGGCCUCUACAUGGGAGGACUUAAUAGACCACAAGAAACUGCCCUUCAUGGCCAUGUUGAGAAACCUACGUAACAUGCUACAGGCGGGGGUCGGGCCAAAAUACCAUGCUUCCAUCCUCCGCAGGCUCACCGAUGAAAAGUCUGUCAUCAACAGCAGGCAGUUCCCUGUCCGAUUCUUCUCUGCUUACGACGUGCUGGAUACUAUGCAGCUCAAUCUGGAAAUGCAGGAAAAACUAGCUUCAGGUGAGAUCCAACCUGAGGAGGAUGACUUGGGCUAUGGACGAGGUCGUGGGCGAGGUCGUGGGCGCGGCCGUGGGCGUGGUCGCGGGCGAGGUCGCGGGCGUGGUGCUGGCGGGCGUGGUGGCAGAGGUCGGGGUCAAUGGGGAAACCGAAAUGUUGGAAAACCAACAGAGCUCAAGUACACCAAGGAGUUACUGGUUCGUUACCGCAAGGCACUGGACACUGCCGUCAAGAUAGCCACACGUCACAACAUCAAACCCAUCCGGGGUAAAACCUACUUACUCUGUGACAUCGGGCCCAAGAUGGAUAUGUAUACUGGUGGAUCUGGAAUGGACAAGACUAGAGAGAACGGCCUCCUGCUGGGUCUUAUGUGUAAACACUCUUGCGAGGAGUGCAUCUUGGUCAGCUAUGGGGUCAACGACCAGAAGGUCAUUGAACUGGAGAAGGGAACGCUCCUGGACAAUGUCAAAAGCAUCGUUGAAUAUGCAAAGGCUGCUGAUGGUGACAUGGAGGACCACUGGAAUGCCCCGCCCAGCAAGUUAAACAUGACCACCUUGUACGAGGCGCUGCGCGACCGCGUCCACAUCGACAACCUGAUCAUUGUCGGGCAGGACUACACGGAGGACGGGACGGGCUGGAAUGAGAUGGAGGACUUUGUGGCCAAGUACCGUCAGCUGGUCAACCCCAACCUGAUGUAUGUCCAGAUUGAUCUGACCUCCUCUUAUUCCUGGAAGGAAAAGCCAGCUAAAAAGCCCAGCCACCCAAAUGACAUCAGUGUGACUGGUUACAGCGAUAACAUCCUGCGAUUCAUAGCUGAGCGAGGCGACAGCGGCCAACUGAAUCACGUGGAGAACAUUGACAAGGCCUAUGGUCUCCGAGAACUUCAGGUUGCAGCAAUUGGACGUACUGAUUCCAACCAAGCAUCUGCUGCCACCAGUCCAGAGACCCCACUGCCCAUUGCUGCCCCUGUACACAGAUGGCGGACGGCUCGCGUGUUCAUCUCCUCCACGUUCCGUGACAUGCACGGCGAGCGUGACCUGCUGACCCGCUUUGUCUUCCCUGAGUUGCGGGCUCGGGCCAAGAAGCUCUUCCUCAAUGUGUAUGAGGUGGAUCUGAGAUGGGGCGUGACUGAAGAGGAGACGAGGCAAAACAGAUCGCUGGAGAUUUGCCUGACAGAGGUGUCUCGCUGCAACUACUUCAUCGGAAUCUUGGGGAAGCGUUACGGCUUCUGCCCAGAGGCCUACACGGCGCCGGCCACGGAGGAGUUUGAUUGGCUGCAGGACUACCCGGCCGGGCGUUCCAUCACUGAGCUUGAGAUGCAGCACGCGGCGCUGUGCGACCCGCAGAUGGCUGUGGGAAGGGCGUUCUUCUACUUCAGAAACAGUGAUUUUAUGGCUGAGGUUCCCUCUUCCUGCCAGUCAGCAUUCCAAGCUGAGUCAAACGCAGCAUCAGAGAAGAUAGAGAAUCUCAAGCAGCGAGUGCGAUGCAGCGGGCUGGAGGUCUUUGAUGGAUAUCCGUGCCGGUUUGGUGGGGUCGUGGACCACAAACCCGUUACCACCAACUUGGAAGAGAUGGGUAUGCGCGUCGUCAACAACUUGUGGAACUCAUUCGUCAAACAUUUUCCUGAAGAGGAAGCCUUCUUGGACGAGCUGUCACACGAGGGAGCCCUCCAUCAGGCCUUCCUGGAGGCCCACGUCGCCGGCUUCAGCGGCCGUAAGACCCAGCUGCGGCAGUGCCUGGACCUGAUGGACGCCUGCCACAAAGGGCUGAUGGUCAUCUGCGGAAAGAGCGGCUGUGGAAAGACUGCCCUCACAUCCUGCCUGGCCCAGCGCUACAAGAACAAGAUAUUGGAGUCUGACGGUAACCACGUCUUGGUUCACUUUGUGGGUGCAGCGGUGGGAUCCAGCAACGUCCUGGCCGUGCUGCGACGCCUGUGCCUGGAGCUCAAGAAGCGAUUUGCUCUCACUCUCACCAUACCAGAAGACUUCAACAAACUGGUGACCAAGUUCCCUGAGUUCCUGAAGGGUGCUGCAGUGCAUUGUGGGAGUUCCCCGUUGGUGAUAUUUCUGGACGGGCUUGAUCAGAUGGAGGAGGCGUAUCAGGCCAACAACAUGGAAUGGCUGCCAAAGGAUAUCCCAAAGGAUGUGAUGUUUGUGGUCAGCACCGUCGUGGACAGUCAAUCCCACAAGGCACUGCUUCGCCGUAACCCCUCAACUCUGACCCUUGGCCCACUUGACCUGCUGGACAAGGCCACCGUGGUGAGACGCAUGCUGGCCGUCCACCGUAAGACACUGGAUGAGUCCCCGUUCAACAACCAGAUGAAGUUACUGGUUGCCAAGAGAGAAGCCAACUUACCAUUGUUCCUCACUCUGGCCUGCGAAGAACUGCGUGUCUUUGGAGUCUUUGAGCAGGUAUCUGAGAGGCUGAAGCGGAUGUCUCACACCAUCAGCGCCUUGCUGCAGGAGGUCAUGCAGAGGCUGGAGAUGGAUCAUGGCAAGGAGUUACUGGCUACAGCCCUGGCAUUGCUGGUGUGUGCAAGAGACGGUCUCCUUGAGGAUGAGCUGCACAGUCUCCUGAGUCUUCACACCCUUCUGGGAGGCAGCAAGUAUCGUCUUGAAGACAUCAAGAACGUCCGUCUGACCGCUGAGCACAUGCUGCCCCAGGCUGUCUUUGCUCAGCUGCUGAGGAGCCUGCAGGGGUUCUUGCGCCCUGUCGGGGAACAGAGUGUUAACCACCUCAGCCUGGCCCACGGUGACAUCAAUAAGGCUGUCAGACAGCGUUACAUGAAGGGCUCUGGGGCAGAGUCUGAAGCCAGACUACAUGCGCUGCUUGCAGGCUACUUCUUGCAAGAGGCAGACCCUCUGCGAGACUGCUCCUGGGCCGGUCGGAAGCCGCGCGCCUUCAGCGAGGUCUCCUAUCACCUCUCACGCACCGCGGCCUACGCAGAGCUGCAGUCGGCGCUGUGCAGCCUGCCGUUCAUCUACGCCAAGUGUAGGAUGGGUCUGGCCUCAACGCUACUGGACGAUUUUGUCGGGGAUAGUGGGUCUGGGGCAGCAGCAACCAACAGAGCUGCUCUUAGGGACAGGGAGAAGUUUCUGGCCAAGCCGCAGGUGCAGGAAUUCCGUUCCUUUGUGUCCCGCAACCUGCACAUCGUUUCCAACCUGCCGGCCCUGACCUGGCAACAAGCGGCCAAUGAGCCGUCGGAAUCGGCCGUCUGUCAGUCCAUGAAGGGCAUGAUUGACAGCGGGGGCGGGGCUUCUCGUCAGAGUCUGGUGGUCUGGAAGAACAAGAGGGAGGAGCAGGAGGAUUGCGCAAUGACCAUCACGGGAUUCACUCAGGCUGUAACAUGUUUGGCCAUUUCAAGCGACGGUGCCUUUGUGGCUUGCGGUAAUGAAGACUGCACAGUGAAACUGUUUGAGCGUGAGACAGCUAAGGAGGCCAGGAGUUUUGUGGGUCACUUUGACGCAAUCACCGACUGCUGCUUUGUAGGCCGACAGCGUCUGGUCACGGCCUCUGUGGAUGAGACACUCAGUCUGUGGGACGUCAAUCAGGGACACAGGAUUGCGGUCAUGAAGGGCCACAGACGACGCGUCAGCUCCUGUUGCCAUAGCAGCCGUUGCUCCAUGAUCGUCUCAGCCUCUUGGGACUCCAGCCUGAAGCUGUGGGACGACAGCGACGGCAGACAGAUAGGCUCACUGAGUGACACAACCCCCAUCAACUGUGUGGCCUUCCAUCCUGAGGGCAGGAUGGUGGUGACUGGGGGCUGGGAUGCUGCCAUGAAGAUCUGGCAUGUGGAAGAUAAGAAGAGACUUGGGAUCUUGCGAGGUCACAAGGCAUCAGUCCGUGCAGUAGCAUACUCCCCAAGCGGGGCACACAUUGCUUCAGCAUCUCUGGAUGGCACAGUCAAAAUAUGGUCGUCAAAGACUGGCAACCAGGUUGGAGGAUUGGAUGGUCAUGUGAUGCCCAUCAACCGUCUGGCUUUCUCUCCAAAUGGACGCCAACUUGUAACUGUCAGUGAUGAUCAGAGAGUCAAGGUGUGGUCUGGAAACCUCGGCCGUAAACUGUCCACGUUUGGCCUGGACCGCUACGGCCAUGUCACAGCGACCGCCAUCAGUCCCGAUGGCAUGCAGGUGGCCGUGGGUUACCAUGGCGGUAGCAUCAGGCUGUUCGAGACAAACAGCGGGGCCGAGAUCUGGGAGGUAGCACACCGGCAGGCUAGGGUCAUGGGGUUACGUUGGGUCAUGACCCCAGCAGGCCAACUGGAGCUGCUGGUAGGGUGGGAUUCAGGAGAUGUCAUGCUUCUGUCAGGCACAAAAAGUUCCAUCAAUACCACCCUGGCAUCCCAUUUGAAGCCAGUCACUAGUCUGGCCUACAGCACUCCAAACCGUCUGGCUGCAGUCACCUACACAGACAACACCAUCCAUAUAUGGCGUGUGCCGUAUGAACGCAAGUCCAGCCAAAAAACUUUGGAAUGCCACGCUGUGAUUCACGCUACAUGUAACGGCACAGUGACCUGCUGUGGAUUCAGCAUGGAUGGCACUAGACUGGCAACGGGAAGCAAAGAUGCGAGUCUGCAGGUUUGGAGUAUGGAGAGUGACUAUUUGAGUGGUGCACGAGGCAAGACGUUGAGACCAUUGGCUGAGCUACAUGCGUGCCAUAAGGACUGGAUCACUGCACUAUGCUGGUCUGAUAGCAAUGAUUUCCUGGUGACUGCCUCCAAUGACUUCACCCUGAAACUGUGGGACAUGAAGACCAUGAAGGAGAGAUACCAGUUCAUGGGGCACACUAGCGCCAUCAAUGCUGUGGCAUACAGUCAAGGCUGUGUUGUCUCGGCCUGUUUUGACGGCACUGUCCGCGUCUGGUCCCACAAGGGCAUUGAGAUCACCACUCUGUAUGGACACAAUAGUCGAGUCAACUGCUGUGAUAUCUUUGUGUCUGCAAAACAGCGUGAGAACAUCUUUGAAGACUUGGACGUGAAGGAUUCAGCUGCACCCAGCCAGCCGUGGUCCAGUAUGGUGGCCCAAGAAGAAUGGAAGGACAAACAUGAGAAGAGGAAACUGGACAAGGUGGAGAUGGUGCGGCUGGAGAACGUCGUCGUAGCAACCGGCAGCGAUGAUGCCAUGACGCAUCUAUGGAAACCUCUACAGGGCAACGAGAUGGCAUCACUGAGUGGUCACUCAGACAGUGUUGUGGCCGUAGCCGUGUCCGGUAAGGGUGACAUCAUCACAGGAUCCCUGGACAAAACGGUCAAGAUCUGGACACCCAAGUUGGAGGCCCAGAUCCUGUCUGUCAGCCAUAACGGAGAAGUGACAUGCACAGCGUUCUCUGCCAAGGGCACAUAUGCGGUCUCCACAAGCCGGAAUGGCGAAGUGAUAGUUUGGAGAAUGCCUGACAGACACUCAUCCACCGAUACGCUGCCCAAGAUGAUCUUCUCCAGCAAGUUGGUAGAGAAGUCUAUCAAUGCGGUCUGCUUCCUGGGUAAUACCAGGUUUGCUCUGGGUUCUGACGAGGGUACCGUGACAGUAUGGGAGAUAGAAGCCCCCACCCCACCUGCAACAGUCUGGAGAGUACAAUAUCGGAAGACUAUGAAUUCCAGCACACAUGACGCCAGCCCAGUCACCUGUUUGACCUAUGACCCCUUGAGAGAUAACCUCUACUCGGGUCACUGGGCGGCCAGGAUUUGCAUGUUCCGCUGUGACUCUGGGAAACUGCGCCGGGUUUACUCCAGAGGGGCAGAGGAACAAUCAGACUGGAUUCUGGAUCUGAAGAUACUCAGUGAUAACACCCUAGUUGCUAGCUUUGCCAAUGGAGAGAUACAACACUUCAACAACCUGGAGUUGGACAGAAGCACAAAGUUCAGCAUCAUCGACCCCACCACCGCGGAGCAAUCCGUGGGCUACCAGGAGCCCUGUUGGGUACAGGCCUGCGCGGGAGUCCAGCUGAGAGGGGGCAAGACCCUGGGUCUAAGGGACAAGGCGACCGGCAAGAACAAGGCGGUACUGGCCGGGGAUUCCAAGGGCUACCUGUCGGUAUGUGACGUGGUGACAGAAGAAGUCAUCGCCAGGAAAAAGGUUCACACAAGUGCGGUUCAUGAUAUCGCUGUCUGCGACGAUGUCAUCUGCACGGCCUCAGAAGACAGCGCCCUCAAGCUGUGGUCUAGAAAGAACCUGAAACAGGUGGGACAGUUUUACUGCAAGGCUCCCGUUACUACGGUAACUGCAUCCCCGGCCCCAGACAGCACGGAGCUCAUAUGCGGAGACAAACUGGGGAACGUCUACUUCCUGGAGUGGCGCAGCAAAUCUGUAGAGAAAUUCUAAAUUAAAGAAGAUAUAUAGUGUGUCAUGCUUAAAACUUUAUUGAUGAUUUGAAACUUUGAGAUUUAUGUUCACAUAGUAGGUAGGCAACAGUGCCAACGUUUAAUUAUUGAGGUAUUAAAUGGAAAAAAAAAUAUUGCAAAUACUUACUGAGUUUAAAGAUAACUCUAAAAGUAUCAAAUGUUCUGAGUGUGUAUCUUGUACCGCAUGCUAUAAGUUUCAUGGAAACAAAAAUAUUCAAGUUUGUAUUAUUAAGUAGAUUAUGAUAUUUUUUUUCUUCAAAAUUUGCUUUCCCGAAAGAAAAGAAGUAGUAUUCUGGGUUUGUUUGGAAUAGAUUGAAAAAUGAGUUUAUCUAAAACUGUUGGUAAAGCAAAGAAUGUUGGCAAUUUUUGAGUCUAAUAUUUAUUGCCAAAAUGUUCAAACAGCUAACUGUGUACAAUGUGAAAAUUUAUUAAGAUCAUUUUAUCAUACACUGUGUAACAAAUGCAAGGAAUUUCUAAUGUAAAAAAGUUUAGGUAAGAAAGCGCACAUUACUUUGUCAUAAUGCAAUGUCAAUCAGUUAUCUUGGGAAUAAUGUACAAGAUUCCAAUAUUUUUUGGAGUUUGGGUUUGUUUCAAGGUUUGUUGUCACAAAAUUUUUAAUUUUUUUUAUUUGAUUGGAUAUAAUAGCUAGAAUUAAAGAAAAGUGUAUUUCAGAGCAGAGAAAAUGUGUUUGGAGUUGAGCGUUUUAUACCGCUCCACAAGGUUAAUAAAUAUUACAAAUUCUACCAAGAUACCUAGAUAAAGAACCGUGUUGAAUGUAAUUUUAUCGAGAUUGUAAGAAAGCACUAACAAUUGAGAAAUCACUGAUCAUGUGUUUGGGAAUAAUGAGUAAACUCGGAUUCUCGGUAUAUUUUAAGAAUAGUUAGGUCGUUGAACAGAAUAAGAACCAACCCAAAUACGUGAUAUAAUAUGUCUUCUGUAUGUUAAAUACGGUCUCUUUCCUUUUUCUGAAUUUCAUAUUUUUGUGAGGUUUGUCACAAUAGUGUAUUAACCCGUUAAGUAUUAUCAUUGUCUGAAUAAAAAUAUUGGAGGGAAGAAACGAAACGCAUUUUCAAUAAGGUGGUCGUGGGAAAUAUUUUUGUAUAAUCUUUGUAUAAUUCUGGCAUAUUACUUUAUAGCUUGUAUUUUAGUCUGAAAUAUUACUUAUGAAGUGUAGAUGGAUAUAAGAGAUCGCUAUAACAAUUUUAUUCAAAAGAAACUACUUUUAUUUCACUCUGUUGUCUCAGAUGAUCGCAAUGUUGUUGCAAUUCUAUUAAUAAAAAAUUGAUUAAGAGCCA
Messenger RNA from Patiria miniata (bat star), 9685 nucleotides. It is a transcript of the gene tep1, whose product is annotated as telomerase protein component 1-like. Gene Ontology annotation, molecular function: telomerase activity; protein binding; telomerase RNA binding. Bases 247 to 8370 code for a protein of 2707 amino acids. NCBI's taxonomy places the organism in Eukaryota, Metazoa, Echinodermata, Asteroidea, Valvatida, Asterinidae. The transcript has 49 exons. Gene Ontology annotation, biological process: telomere maintenance via recombination. The record is from RefSeq and is a predicted model, not a curated record. Gene Ontology annotation, cellular component: telomerase holoenzyme complex.